UUUAAAGUCAAACGGUCGUACUGCACUACACAGACAAAAGUCAAAAUUUGUCAUGGUAGCGUAUCGUGUAGCGUAAUAACAAUUUCCUCAACCUUUCUUUUUGUUUUUCUUUAGGGUUUUCCUAAGUUUUUACAUGGUCUAGACGUUGUUGUAGCGUCUUGAAAAUGAAAACCCGAGAUUCGACCCCACCACCACCGAUUCACGUCCACGUACCGGAGACAACACCUGUACACGUUCAUAUGAGGAGGAGUCCCAGCAGAACACAGGCAAAACAUGCUCAGGUGAAAGAAGAUAGAGGAAGGUCAAAAGCUCAGACACCUUGGAUUCCUCCAGGGAGACUUUCCUGUAGAAGAGAUCUGGGCUCCUACAGGUCUCAGCAGCCAAGCAGAACCCAAUAUCAGUCAGACCCUAGAGGCAGAAGGCAGCAAGGUUCAGUGGAGCAGGAGCUCUUCAGGACCUUACAAAGAGAGCAAGAAAACACCCGCCAUUCAAAAAAAUCGGAUUCUCAGAGUUGGGACAAAGACACGGAUGUCCUCCUGCGGGCACUCGUAGAAGCACAAAUAGACGGUGUUGCCGUCACUAAUCAGCUGACAUCCCUGAAAGAAACCGUUGACACUCUCACUAAGGAAAAGCGGCUUCCCAGACUGCAUGCAACUUCGCUGGAAAGACAGUAUGACCAGCUGUUGGAGAAGAUAGAGAUGUUUGACCACUCGAACCACAGCCUCAGGGACCUCCUCAGGAAGUGGGGCGACACCGAGAGGGAGGCGUCCGAAUGGUCAGGAGAGAAAGAUGCCUUAAAGAAAAGGCUGGCUGACGCCGAAGUAGCGAACAUGCGACUUUUGGCUGAACUUACCAACAAGGAGAAGGGGGCCUACAAGCUUUCUGAGCAUGUAGACUUAGAAAAAGAGAACGCGAAGACGGGCGAGGAUCUCUCAAGGCUGCUGGAAUCAACUUGCAGCCAUCUGGAGUCUCAGCUGCACCAUGCAGAGAUUGAAAAGGCCCAGCUGACUGAGCAGAUUCAGAGUAUGCAGCAGAGCCACGAGCGCAAGCAAGUGGAGCUGCACGCUCUGCAGGAGGAGCUGCACACCCUGAGGCAGCAGAGGGACGACUCCGAGGUGAAGAAAGACCAGGAGCUCCUGGCUUUGCUCACAAAGCAGACUGAGCGAGCCGAGGAGUCAGCCAGGGAACUCGCAGAGAAGCUUCAGGAGAAAGAAUCCCAGCUGUCCCAGUCUCUGUCUGCGUCCAGUCACUGGCGUCUCCGCCACUCGAGGGAGGCAUCUGCUAAAGGGCAGCUGGAGCAAGAGAUCUCUACUCUGAGAAUUAAGGUGGCCGAGCUGAGCUGUCAGCUUCAGUCAGUGGAGGAGAAGACUCGCGACGAAAGAGAGGAGCUCAGAGAUCAGCUUCACCAACUCAGCGUUGAAAACACCUCCACCAAGCUGGAAAACCAAAGUCUCAAGAGUCAGCUAUCGUCGACUGAGGAGAAGAUCAGGGGAUAUCACUCUGAAACUCGUCAGCUCAAAUCGUCCAUCAAAAAGUAUGAAAGCCUGGUGGAGAAGUACAAGAAUAAGGUCCAGCUGGCCCGCCUGGAGUCGGAGGAGCACCGCCUGAAGCUGGAGGCGGGUCAGAAGGAGGUGCAGGAGGUGCAGGUGAGCCUGGAGCGGGAGAAGGAGCAGAUCCGGCGGGAGCUGCUGGGCCAGCUCAGGGAGCUGGACACGCUGCCGGACAAGCUGCGGCGGGCCGAGCAGCAGCUCCGCGAGGCCCAGCAGGAAGCCGACGGCCACGAGCAGAGCAGCAUGGAGUACAGCGCAGCCCUGUCCGACGUCAGGCACAAGGUGGAACAACAAGGUGCUCAGCUGGAAAUGUUUCAGCAGAGGAAUCUGUUGAUGCAUGAGGAGAACAAGGUCUUCAAGGACAAAAUUCACCUCUUGGAGAGGAAGGUAGAGGAAAUGAACGCGGAGAACAAAGAGAUGUCCCAGGCUUUGGCCUCCAGGGAGGGCAGCGUCCGCAGCCUGCAGCAUCAGCUGGAGGAGAAGCAACACGAGUGCAGCGUCCUGUCCCGAAGGCUGCAGGACACUCUGGACGACGCACAGAAACAGGUGGAUGAAAGGUUGCAGAGGGUUUUGGUCAAAGAGAGAGCGUCCCAGUCCAAAGCGUUGGACCUCCAGAGCCAGCUGAGCCGGGCCAAAACAGAACUCAGUCUGUUACAGAGAAACAAAGAGGAGAUGGAGCAGCGCUUUCAGAGUCAGCUGCGGAACAUGAAGGAGAGACUGGAGCAGUCAGACUCCACCAACCGCAGUCUGCAGAACUACGUUCAUUUCCUCAAAACGUCAUACGGAAAUGUGUUUGGUGACUCUUUACUCUCGAGCUGAGCAGGAUUCACUAUCAAAGCGGUGUAAAGAGUUUAAUCAGUUUCAAAAGAAUUCCAAUUUUUGAUGUAUUUUAGCGUAACAAAUGACUAUAUUUUGGUCUGAAAGUCCUUAAUUUUAAUAUCAGUUUUUCCUCUAAAGAGAGGAAAACUCGCUGCUUUUCACUUGUACUGUAGCAUUGAUGAAAACAUCACUUUUUCUUCAACUUUUCUCUUGUCUGAGACCGUUUAAAGAGACAGAGUCUGUCUCAUCUAGCAGGCGAUGAGAAAAAUGUGGGGAUCUGUUUCAGGAUACAUUCCUUUUUUCCUCUCAGUCUUUAUUCACUGCGAGGCAUUCAGUGUUGAAUUGAUUGUUUUGACUGAAGUUCAUCAGGCAAUGCGGACUAUUUGUUCACUCCUCCUGAAAUCUCCAAUCUCUCCUCUUCUGUCAGAAAAGAGAUAAUACGGGGACAGUUGAAAGGGAUGUUCCAGCUCAGCCUGUCUGGAGACCCUGGCCACCCGUAGGUUGAUCCCUGUAAAAGAAAAAAGGUGCACGGUAACACACACCGAGGUCCUUUUCAGGCCAUUUUGUCAUUGGGGAAUUCCAAUAGUUGAGGACUGUUAAUUAUAUUUUACCUUAAGUAGACCUUAAGGCUUUCUAAAGCUCGGAUAUGAUGCAUAUAGAUUAAUAAAAUUGCAUCUGGCCAUGGAACAUAAUGAGUCUCCUAAUACCAGAUGAUACCGUACCUACUUCUCAGAAGAUGGAACUUUUUUACUCGUGCUUGCUUUGUUAUUAAUAUCAAAUCUUUUUACUAGGAAGAAAUACAUUGGUUAUGAACUUUCCGUCCGUACUUUGUUAAAUGUUUAAUGUUUUCUAUGCUUCUUAGAAUUUUUUUUUUUAUAGAAUAAUGAGCCCUCCAUUGUCUUUUCAUAACCAUCAGUUUAAAAAUAAUCACAAAACAAUUGAGCCAGAACAAACACUAAUAAAAUGUCUCUCCACUGAUGGACACAAGCUGUGGGCUUUUUUGUGAUUUAACUCUGUUUUAACUUUGUUUAGUCUGAAAAUAUUUGAUUAGUAAAUAGUUACUGAAGAAACCCUAAAUUGUCUAAUUGAG
Messenger RNA from Menidia menidia (Atlantic silverside), 3459 nucleotides. The record is from the annotation of a GenBank genome assembly. Lineage: Eukaryota; Metazoa; Chordata; Actinopteri; Atheriniformes; Atherinopsidae.